GUACAUGAAGUAUUCGCAUUGACUGAACAAUCUUAUUUAUUUAAAUCAUUCAUCAUUUCAUUAUUUUGUUUAAUACUUUAAACUGAGUUUUUUUUAUGGCUGUACGCUUAAAGGCAAUCAAGUCACCUUCAGACCAGCUCUCUUUAACAAACUGUUUCAUUGUCAACCCGAAAGACUUUCCCCAAGAAGAGACACAGCAUGUAGAGUUGAUAAGUCCUGGUUAUAAAAAAGGCAUUAUUUAUUCUCUCAUCAAAACAACUGACGUUAAAUCAGGAACGAUCGGUGUCACUUUGAUUCAGAGAAAAUGGACAGAAAUAGCCUUAAAUAAUGAUGUGGAAGUUAAACCAUACAAGUUUCCUCAUGGCUCUAAUCUCAACAGCAUUACAUUUGUAGCAGACUUUCUACAAAAGAAACAAUCAAUACCAGAACCCUAUGAUACAGAUAAGAUGUCUGAUGCAUUUGUUGAUCUGUUCUGUAAUCGUGCCUUUUGUGAAAACGAGCCAUUGGUCUUUACAUAUGAAGGCAAGAAGUAUCUGCAAUUAAGGACAACUAAGAUGGAUGUCUUAGAUGCAAAGAAAGCUCUUGGAUCAGAUUCUAAUAUUGAAUUGAAAAAUGUUGAAAAGGGUUUAGUAUCAGGCAAUACAAAAAUCAUCUUCGAAAAAGCAGAGGGUUCAGCUUUAAACUUGGUUGGAAAAUCAAAAGGCUCAUCAGCAAUGCAAUCUAUCAUCAGCAAAGAAUGGGAUUUCACAAAGUUAGGGAUUGGUGGUCUUGAUAAGGAAUUUUCCACCAUCCUUCGAAGAGCAUUUGCCUCACGGCUUUUCCCGGAUUUAGCGGAGAAUAUGGGUGUAAAACAUGUCAAAGGUAUUUUAUUGUAUGGCCCUCCAGGAACUGGUAAAACAUUAAUGGCAAGACAGAUUGGAAAAAUGUUGAAUUGCCGCGAACCAAAGAUUAUUAGUGGGCCAGAGGUUCUUAACAAGUAUGUUGGUGAAUCAGAGGCAAAUAUAAGGAAGCUAUUUGCUGAAGCCGAAGACGAACAGAAAAAACAUGGCAUAAACAGUGGUCUUCAUCUCAUUAUUUUCGAUGAAUUCGAUGCUGUUUGCAAAUCCCGAUACAGUUAUGGUUCUGGAGGAACCGGUGUCCAGGAUUCUGUAGUAAAUCAGUUAUUAGCGAAGAUCGACGGUGUUGAACAGUUAAACAACGUUCUUCUUAUUGGAAUGACUAACAGAAAGGACUUGAUCGACGAUGCUUUGUUGCGUCCUGGGAGAAUGGAAGUUCAACUUGAAAUAUCUUUGCCUGACGAAGCUGGUCGUCUUCAGAUCCUUCAGAUUCACACGCGAUCUUUGCGCGAAAACAAACUUCUCGGCGACGAUGUUGAUCUCAAAGAGCUCGCCGCUCAAACCAAGAAUUUCAGUGGUGCUGAGAUCGAGGGCCUGGUACGAGCUGCUCAAUCAAACGCAAUGAACAGAUUUAUCAAGAUGGGCACGACGCUCGAGGUUGCUCCAGACGCCACCUCUAAAAUUAUGGUCAAACAAGGGGAUUUUAACUACGCGCUUCAAUACGAUAUUAAGCCGGCUUUUGGAGCGAGCGAUGAAGAUUUGGAAUAUUUUGUGGCAAACGAUAUAAUUCACUGGUGUCCGAAGAUUGAGCAGAUUAUCUCGGACGGCAAACUGUUAAUUGAACAAACAAGGUCACAUGAUGGCUCCAUGGGACCACUUAGUGUGUUAUUCUCAGGUCCUGUUGGCUCAGGAAAGACCGCCCUCGCAGUAAACAUGGCAUUGUCUUCCGAAUUUCCUCUGAUUAAAAUGUGCAAUCCAAGGAGCAUGAUUGGUUUUUCAGAGCAAGCGAAAUGCAACGCUAUUAAGAAGGUUUUUGAUGAUGCGGAUAAGUCUGAACUUAGCUGCGUGAUCUUAGAUGAUAUCGAGAGUUUAUUGGACUAUGUUCCAAUUGGUCCGAGAUUUUCAAACAUCACUCUACAGGCUCUAUUGUCCUUACUUAAAGUGAAACUACGGGAGGGAAAGAGGUUGCUUAUUAUUGGCACGACAAGUUGUAAGCAAGCACUUGAUGAUAUGGGUCUUGUUAAAGUAUUCAAAAGAGUUCUUCACGUUCCUGGUUUGUCGUCAGCAGAACAGCUCAUCACAGUUCUGAAGACGAGGGAAUUGUUUGAUACAACCGAAUUAGAAACCAUUCGUCAUGAAAUUGGCAAACGAAAAUUGUGGAUCAGUGUAAAGAAUUUAAUCAUUCUAGCUCAACUUUCUGUUCGGACACAGGCCUCGCUAAGAGUACAGAAGUUCAUUUCUCUUCUUGAGUCCGAGGAAUGGCUGAAAGAUUUUGAAGAGUAACAAUACGAUGAAGAAAUUUUACUAAUAUGGACCAUAUACAAUCAUUAUUUUAAGUACAACCAAUACAGUGAUCUCUACAAUGACUUAACUUUUUACGUAUAGCUUAUUCCGUCAAAGUUCUACACUAUAAUAAUUGACAAUUCUUAAAACUA
This is a messenger RNA of Xenia sp. Carnegie-2017, 2491 nucleotides long. Its product is annotated as vesicle-fusing ATPase 1-like. Gene Ontology annotation, cellular component: Golgi stack. Lineage: Eukaryota; Metazoa; Cnidaria; Anthozoa; Malacalcyonacea; Xeniidae. Gene Ontology annotation, biological process: SNARE complex disassembly; Golgi to plasma membrane protein transport; intra-Golgi vesicle-mediated transport. The record is from RefSeq and is a predicted model, not a curated record. Gene Ontology annotation, molecular function: ATP binding; ATP hydrolysis activity.